GCUACUUACGUUUUGAUCCCCUAGGGAUGACUUCACGAAGUGUAGCUGCUUGUGAUGGUAUUCCUGCUCCUUUGUGAUUGUGGCUGGAAGACUGCUUUAAGUCUUACGUUAGCGACUUGUUUAUGCUGCCUGUGGUUCAGUCGAUCAACAACUUUCUUUGGAGCUCUUUGCCAGGCAGGUUAGCAGGGGUGGGUGGGAAGAGACAUAGCGCAUAAGACGAUCCGGACAUCCUUGGUCCUUAACCUCCUGGAGCUUCAAGGUGUUUUGAGAGAUGUAGGCAAGCAGGAUGUCAUGUGGCCUGUGCUUUGGACCGUGGUACGGACCUAUGCUCCCUAUGUCACCUUUCCUGUGGCCUUCGUGGUCGGGGCUGUGGGCUACCACCUGGAAUGGUUCAUCAGGGGAAAGGACCCUCAGCCCGUGGAGGAGGAAAAGAGCAUCUUGGAACGUCGAGAGGACCGAAAGCUGGAUGAGCUGCUAGGCAAGGACCACACUCAGGUGGUGAGCCUUAAGGACAAACUGGAAUUUGCCCCCAAAGCAGUCCUGAACAGAAACCGUCCAGAGAAGAAUUAAUGGAGGGCCCAGGUCCCUGUGGUCCAAAGGGCUGUGACGUGCCCUGCCGCCAUGUCGACCCAGCUUCAGAACAUACAUCUGAUUUGCUUUGCUGCUCACUCCGGCCCCUUCUGCACCCCACAGCCACACACACACUGGUUGGCCCUUUAUGGCUGUGCAGCUGCAGCAGUGGGGGCCGACCCAGAGGAAGACUGCGAAGAGGAAGACUGCGUCUGCUGAAUGGGCUGUGUCACGACAGUGCAGGCUUCUGAUCUUACCUGGGAGCUCCAGCCCAGGGGAAUGAACACCGCUCUCAGGCUCCCUAGGGAGGGGCAUGGCCUCAGCUGGGAAUGGUUGGGGUUUGUUGUUGCCAUUAGGAGGGGCAACCUCCAUGUCUAGUUCUAGUUUUUGCACUGGAAAGAAUCAGAAAUCUCCCUGGCUCCCUUGAUGGGUUUUUCCUAUUCUCUGGCACAUGUGUCCCUUUAUCGGCUCAGGAGUAGAUUCUCAGGGGAAGGAAAGCAUGUUUCUGCUGUGGGGAGCUCAGGCUGUUUACCUUGGGGCAGAAGGGGUGUACACCUGGAGAUAAUCACUGUCUUCCACCCUUCCUCACUGUGUAGUGAGAACCUCAAUUAAAGUGGCGCCUGAGACACA
Peromyscus eremicus (cactus mouse) is the source of this 1200-nucleotide messenger RNA. It is a transcript of the gene Smim12, whose product is annotated as small integral membrane protein 12. NCBI's taxonomy places the organism in Eukaryota, Metazoa, Chordata, Mammalia, Rodentia, Cricetidae. Bases 292 to 570 code for a protein of 92 amino acids. The transcript is spliced from 2 exons. The record is from RefSeq and is a predicted model, not a curated record.